Archocentrus centrarchus (flier cichlid) is the source of this 4976-nucleotide messenger RNA. It is a transcript of the gene chl1a, whose product is annotated as cell adhesion molecule L1-like a. Gene Ontology annotation, molecular function: cell-cell adhesion mediator activity. Bases 312 to 4223 code for a protein of 1303 amino acids. Gene Ontology annotation, biological process: axon guidance; cell-cell adhesion; brain development. Gene Ontology annotation, cellular component: plasma membrane; axon. The record is from RefSeq and is a predicted model, not a curated record. Lineage: Eukaryota; Metazoa; Chordata; Actinopteri; Cichliformes; Cichlidae. The transcript has 30 exons.
CACUGGAGGAUGAGGUAGAGGAGGAGGGGGGAAAAAAAGUGCGCAUGCAGCUAACUUGACGUAAAGUCUUCCAGAGAGAGAUGUUUGCCAUACCGCCAGUACCUACUUAAUCAUAGUGUGGACCAAAAGUUGUCAUCCAGUAUAAAUGUUAAAUAACAGAAGCGUCUCCAGAGAGAGCUGAGGACGAAUCACGAUAGGUCGACUCUUCACUCCCGUUUCUCUUCUUCUGGGUCCUCUUUGCCAUACAAAUUACAAGUGACAGCAGUUGACCAACACGUUCUCUUGAUCUCCGUUGUCUCCAGUGGAGGGUGAUGAGUUUGGCAGAGAGCCUGCGGCUUCUUCUGCUUUUGGCCUUGACCUCCAGGGCUGCAGGCCUUAAUAUCCCUCUGAAAGUGGAACAGCCGCCAACCAUAAUAACGUAUACAUCAGGUCCCAUAAUUGUACUUCAUUUUGACAACACCAUUACUGUCAAGUGUAAAGCCCGGGGCAAUCCACCACCAGAGUACAGAUGGGAAAAAGAUGGCCAAGAGAUUGUUCCCCCAAACUUUCAGAUAAUGAAAGCAAACCAUACAAAGGGCACACUUGUGCUUCACAGUGAGGACAUGUCCCGGUUCCAGGGAAAAUACAGAUGCUUUGCCUCUAACAAGUUGGGAACUGCUAUGACAGAUGAGAUCGAGAUUAAAGUUUUCAGUGUUCCCAAGUUUCCAAAGGAAAACCUCAAUCCCAUUGUUGUUAAGGAGGGAGAACCAAUCACCCUGCAGUGCAACCCUCCAGGAGGUGUGGCCCCACGCCACAUCUACUGGAUGACUGUUGAUCUCCAGCACAUUGAGCAGGAUGAGAGGGUUUCCAUGGGAACUGAUGGCAACCUGUACUUCUCUAAUGCCUUACAGAAAGACAGUCGCCCGGAUUACGGUUGCUUCGCUGCCUUCAACAGGAUACGCACAAUUGUCCAGAAAACCGCCAUGGCUGUUGUGGUCAAAAGCUUAAAACCUGCCAAUGAAUCUUCUGAGAGCAGCGAUGCCCCUGUGGCCCCCCCAGCGAGAACACCCAGCCUGCUGCUGCCCUCUGGUGUUCAGACAGAGAAGGUGUUGUUGAAGGGAGAGGAUCUGCAGCUCGAAUGUAUACCAGAGGGAUUUCCUACACCAACUGUAAAGUGGAUGAAAAUGGGAGAAACCAUGACUACUCGGGUAAAACUGAACAACUUCAACAAGCUGUUGACCAUAUCAGCUGUAGAAGAGAGUGAUCAAGGGAAAUACAUGUGCACAGCUGAAAACUCUGCUGGAAAAGCCGUCCACUACUUUGAUGUAAUAGUGGAAGAGCCACCAAAGUGGCUGACAGAGCCUCCUCAGGGCCAGCUUACUGUGAUUGGGUCUGAUGUGCACAUCAAGUGCUCCGUCAGUGGAAAACCACCAGCAAUAAUAACAUGGAGGAAGAAUGGAGUAAUUUUCAGAGGUGGCACAAAUGACAAGAGGGAAGUGAUUGAUGACACUGUGGUACUUCGUAAUGCCGAACCAGAGGACAGUGGCGUCUACCAGUGCGAAGCCUCCAACAGACAUGGCAAUCUUCUGGCCAACAUUAACAUCAUGGUCAUGAAUAUGGCUCCUCUUAUACUGACGAGGAACAACCAAGAGUAUGUUGUAGUGGUCGGAAAGGACAUCACCAUGAACUGCAGUGUUUUCAGCUCCCCACCAUCCACCAUCUUUUGGGCCAAAGAUGAAACACCAAUUGAGCGGGAACGCUUUCUUGCUCUUGAGAACGGACAAUCACUGAGAAUCAUUAACACAGAAAAAGGUGACAGUGGGAAAUACGAGUGCAUUGCCAAUAACACGGAGGGCUUGUCAACCGUCACCGCUGUGCUGGAUGUGAAAGACCCUACGAAAAUAGUAGGUCCACCUCAGAACACACAGGUUGUCAGCGGGACAACGGCCCAGUUGAUGUGCAAGUAUAAGUAUGAUAAAACCCUGCAGGACAGCUUUGAGCUGGUGUGGACAAAGAAUGAUGUGGAGAUCCCACUUUCCUCUGAGAAAAAUUCCAGAUACUCUGCGGACGAUGGCAUACUGCAGAUCAUGAGUGCAAACGUGAGCGAUCAGGGAGUGUAUACAUGCACUGCUAAAACAAGCCUGGAUGAGGACUCUGCUACUGCACUACUCAUGAUACUUGAUGCUCCUGAUGCUCCAGUGAAGUUAGAGCUAUCCGAACUUGAUAGUCCGAGGAAUGUCGUUUUGUCUUGGAUACCUGGAAGUGAUCAUAACAGCCCAGUAACAGAAUUUGUAGUGGAGUAUGAGGAGAACCGCUGGGAGCCUGGAAGGUGGAAGGAGCUACGGAAAGUCACCGGUAACCAGGCAACAGCUGAGCUAAAACUACACGGAAACCUUAACUACCAGUUCAGAGUGUAUGCUGUUAACGCCAUUGGACCCGGACCCCCGAGUGAGCCAUCUGAGAGAUACAAAACACCCCCUGCUGCACCUGACAGGAACCCGGAAAACAUCAAAAUUCAAGGCCAUCGUCCUCAUCAGAUGGAAAUUAGCUGGGAGCCACUGUCACCUAUUGAGCGCAACGGCCCAGGCUUUGAGUACAAGGUGAAGUACCGCCAACUGGGAGUGCAAGAUAACUUCACGGAGCACAUGGUCAACAGAUCCGUGUUUCUUCUCAACAACACACCCACCUUUGUCCCCUACGAGAUAAAAAUUCUGAGCAGAAACAGCUACGGCUGGGGGCCAGAACCUAAGCCUGUUACAGGUUACUCUGGGGAAGAUUUUCCUACUGCAGCACCACGGGACAUUGCUGUGGAGGUGAUCAACACCACUGUUCUGAGAGUUAGCUGGACCCCAGUUCCACCCGCCACGGUGCGAGGUCGUCUGGGGGGUUAUAAUGUUCACUGGGUGAGGAGAAGAAGCCUUCUGAAUCCCAACAAGAUUUUAGAUGUGCGUCACUCUAUGUCCUUCAGUGGAAACAGGAGUCAUGCCAUUGUGCCGGGCCUCGACCCUUUCUCUGAAUACAAACUCACGGUCCAUGUUUUCAACAAGAAGGGCAAUGGACCCAAGAGUGAUCCAGUGACCUUCAAUACCCCAGAGGGAGUUCCAGCACAAGUGCCCAUCCUGACUUCCUCCAUCACCCAGAAAGAUUCAGUUAGGCUGGAAUGGUCACCACCGCUGGAGUCACAUGGCAUCCUCUCUGGUUAUCUCCUGCAGUACCACCUCAUUAACGAGACGGCACUCGAGGUGAUUGAUUCCAAAGAGAUCAACAUCACCGAGGCUGACACCACCCAGUGGACACUUCAGGGAUUAAAGGAGGACAGCCUUUAUCGCUUUGACCUCAGGGCCUGCACUCGAGCAGGCUGUGGACCUCCACAAGCCCAGGAGAGCAGAACAGUUACUCUAGCAGAUGUGUCCCAGACUCCAGCUGUGGCCCCUGCUCAGAGCAGCUACAACUGCUCUCUCUCUGUUCCCAGCUCUAUCUCAGGCAAUUCUACUCAUCCUCCUUUAGUUCCAGUGCUGUUGAACAUAAGCUCUUAUGUGAGUGACACCUUUGCCAAAAUCAGCUGGACUGCCAGAGAAGAGCAGCGGAACUUGCAGCUUUAUGUGGCUUAUAUGAAUAACCGUGAUGGGAACUGGCGGAUUUCAGAGGCCGUAAACGCUUCUCAAAGUUUCCACAUAAUCGAUGGGCUCGAAUCCGGGACGGUGUACACUGUACGCCUCAUGGCUAAGAGGCUGCUUGAUAACGCUAGUAUUUUCGAAGAUGUUAUCGAGACACGCACCACAGGUUUGGAGAGUCAGAGGAGUGAAUUUUCAACCCAUGGCUGGAUCAUUGGGACCAUGUGCGCCAUGGCAUUACUCAUCCUUGUUGUGCUUAUUGCCUGCUUUUUGCGGAAAAACAAAGGUGGCAAGUAUGCAGGUACGCCGCCGCCACGGCGACAAGACAUGCUCUCCAUGGAAAAAGUGAAAGAAAAGGAAGAUCUCCAGCCUGACACGGAGUCACAGAGAAUGAAUGAUGACACCUUUGGAUACAGUGACAGCGAUGAAAAGCCGCUGAAGGGCAGUAGCCUGUGUUCCCUGAAAGGAGAUGAUGCAACUGGGGACAGCGUCAGCAGAGACAGCUUGGUUGACUACGCAGACGGCGAUGGAGAAUUCAGUGAGGACGGCUCAUUUAUUGGAGAAUAUUCUGGACGCAAACAUAGAGGCUCUGUUAGCGAGCCCAACGGACCCGUCCUUGUGACCGUAUAAAGCCGAGCUCCAACUGAAACUACUUCUGCUUCAGAUCCUUUCAAGUCACUUUUUAGAUUCAGAUUCCCUGACAUUCAGUAUAGCUCGAAUAGCCAAAUAAGAGAAAUGACUCAAGCAAGAAAGUGUAAAAGAGGGCAGAGGUUUUGCCCACAGCCUUUAACAGAAACAAAAACAUUGUGUGUCUUUGUACAUACUGUAAGAAAAAUGAUUAUUGUAAGAUUUUAAAGUUGGAUGCUUUUAUUAAUGGUAAAGUGUUUUUAACCUUUCAGCCACAGUUUUUGUACAUUGUUUUUUGUUUGCUUUUCUUUUGUUUUGUACUGUAACAAAGUCAUCAAAACAUGCAUUUUGUUUACACUGCAGAUAAAACUAACACAUAUAGUAGAUAUGCAUCUAUGUCUGUAGCACGUUUACACAUUUAUGAUAUACAGUACAAUGCAGGAUGUCAUAUUUAUUGAAGACAGAAUCACUCCUAUGAUUACCAAUACUGUUCUUUCACUGUACAUUUUUUGUCGAUAUGCAUAUUUCAAAGCUGAUUAUUUGUGAUUUUUUUUUUUUUUAUAAUCAAAAUAUGUGUUUUCUUGCUUUUAUAUCCAACAGACAACAUAAAUCUAUAAGCAACAUGCAUGCCUUUGGAUUUUUGGGGAAAUUGCAGCAGGAAAAUAUCAGUUUUUAGAAAGAAGGAUGAAUAUCUUCCUGCUUCCUGCAUUUGCAGUGGAGUGUCAUCAUGAACUUAUUAAAGCCUCGAUGGAUGAA